AUGUCACGACGCCCACCAAACCACAGGGUACCAUCUAGGUCAGCCUCAUCAAUAUCUCUCGCCAUGCCACCCCCAGCUCGUAUCCCCAACCGGGCCCCUUCAGUCAUGUCCACAACUCAAUCUCAUGAGGAAUCCGAGAGCCGGCCCAGCACACCUAGAAAGGCUGGUAAACGUCCAAUGGGUCCGCCGGCCAGAAAAGAAGAGGGAAGUGGGGAAAUCAAUAUUCAGGUCGUGGUGCGAUGUCGUGGACGAUCGCCGCAGGAAUUAGCACAAACUUCUCCUAUAAUCGUUACCGCAGCCGGAGCUAUGAGCAAGCACAUCACUGUGGAAACUACACCUUUACCAUCUUCCACCUUGGCGGCAUUCACGACGGCCUCCACUUAUGCCGCCAACGGUGCUUCAACCAAGACAUACCCGUUCGACAAGGUUUUCGGGCCGGAAGCGGAUCAGACGAUGGUGUUCAACGAGGUCGCAGAGGAUAUGUUGAAUGAGGUUCUCUCUGGUUACAACUGCACCAUUUUCGCUUAUGGUCAAACUGGUACAGGAAAAACAUACACAAUGCAAGGUGACCUUGAACUCAGCCCACUCUCAGCGCCCAAAAACGAAGCAGGAAUAGUUCCUCGGGUUUUGCACAGGUUAUUCACUCUCCUCGAAGCAGCGGAAAAUACCGAAUACUCGGUCAAAUGUUCAUAUGUCGAGCUGUACAACGAAGAAUUACGCGAUCUCCUCUCGGCCGAUUACUCUCCUCUCACUGCCGCGGAGAAAGCUCCUAUGGCCUCGUCUAGCACCGCCGGAGGGCUGAAACUGUAUGAAGAUGGGAAGAAAGGAGUGAUGAUUCAAGGACUGGAAGAGACAGGAGCUAGAAAUCUUCGAGAGGCACUUGCGCUGGUCAACAAAGGCUGCCAGAGGAGACAAGUGGCGGAGACGAAAAUGAACACCGAGUCAUCGCGAUCUCACACGAUCUUCUCCAUCACUGUACACGUGAAGGAAACGACGAUGGCUGCGGGAGGAGAAGAAAUGCUCAAAGUUGGAAAAUUCAACCUUGUCGAUCUUGCUGGAUCAGAAGCGAUAGGUCGAUCCGGAGCGACCGACAAAAGGGCUAGAGAGGCAGGGAUGAUCAAUCAGUCUCUGCUCACUUUGGGUCGUGUCAUUUCAGCUUUGGUUGAAAAAGGCUCCCACAUCCCUUAUCGAGAGUCCAAGCUCACUCGAUUGCUACAAGACUCUCUGGGCGGUCGAACGAAGACCUGCAUCGUCGCCACAGUUUCCCCUACUCGUAGUAAUAUGGAAGAAACGCUUUCGACUCUCGACUAUGCCAUCAGGGCGAAGAGUAUCCGAAAUCGUCCAGAAUUGAACCAACAUUUGACCAAGGCCGGGCUGUUGAAAGAGUAUGUGGCCGACAUGGAGCGUCUCAAAGGCGAACUGUUGGCUGCGCGGGAGAAGAAUGGAAUUUAUAUCCCAGAAGAGCAGUGGAAGGAAAUGCACGAAGAACAAGUCAAAAUGAAAAGCGAGUACGAUGAGGCUCGUCAACGGUUCAACGCCAUAUCUAUCGAGCUCAACACACGGAAGAAAGAGUUUGACGAUGUAAUGCAUCGUUUCCUCUCGACUUCAGAAGAGCUGGCGCAAGCUCGCGAAUCAGAACGUCAGCUGGGGAUGCUCCUAGUUGAGAACAAAAAGCUUCUGGAUGUGGCUCAGCAACGCCUGGCAGAGGAAGUGGCUGUCAGUGAAGCUUACCGGGCGGGGGAAAGCAGAUUGGAUGGGGUGGCGGCACUGUUGAGGAAUACGGCCAACGAUGGAGUAGCGGAUGUCGGAGGAUUGUUUGACAAGCUUUCCAGAAAGGCCAAGGUGCUGGGCAAUAAUACCGAUGCCGCCACACGGUUUGGCGGGGAGGUACAAAAUCUGUCGACGGAACUGCGCAAAGGGCUCAAGACGUUACACAAGGUCAACGGGGAGUUUGGGAAGGAUGUCAAGAAGGAGAUGGAAGGUUUCAUGAGGAAUGGAAGGGAGACAUCUGGAAAAGACAUGGAGGCUCUCGAUCAGGCUUUGAGCGUCUUUACCACUCUCACCGAUGAACUCUGCUCCUCCGUCCGAUCCGGUGACGCCGACGUCGCAGAAGCCUCGCGAGCCAUUUUGGCGGUCAAGGAUGAGGUGCAACAGUCGGUCCGACAGUGGGCACAGGGUAUAGCAGAGAGGAGUGCGGGGAUGGUAGACGAGGUGUUAGCUAGUCAACAGGAAAAUCUGUCAAUGAUUGGUCUGGUUCUUCAAUCAACGGCUGAUCUGGUGGAUGCUGUUAUCUCUACCGCUCGAGAGCACUUAGCGUCAUCGCUUCAGAUUGCUGAACAGGCCAGACAACGAACUCAGGAAGCCGCAGAGGCAGAGAUGGCACGUUUACGCUCUUCCAAUGUCCUCCUGACUACUUUAUUACGUGAAGAGAAGACCAAGACCGCUAAACUAAGAAUGGAAUUGGUGGGACGAAUGACAGCGAUGAUCGAGGAAUUCACCGACGCUCAAGAUCAAAGCUGGUCAGGAGUGGUCGAUAGAGUCAGUGCGGAGAAUCACAAGGGUGUGAGGGAGAUGGAACGUUUCGUCCAAGUUACUAGGGAUGAAUGGGAGGAAACUGCGAAAAGAGGGCAAAUGUUCGAGGAUGAAUUGGCAGAGGGGGUUGGGACGGUCAAGAAACAGCGUGUGGCAGGACGAGGGGCUGUACACGAGAUGGAAGUGGAUUUGAAGAAUCAAUUGAACCAUUUCCGAGGUGAAACGUCAGAAGAGGCUACUCGACAUUCACGGGAUGUCCAAAGUCGUCUGACAGGUUUGGACACUUGUAUAACUGAUCUGGUACAAUCAUCAUCAUCUAGAACCCAAACUCAAACACAUCAAGUAUCAUCUAUUUCAGGGCUGUUCACAAAUACCAUUUCAUCCUCUCGAUCUCGUAUCGAAUCUGUCGCAGGAGAAACUGAACGACUUUCCCACGCUCUUCUCUCUCAUCAGGCAUCUUCUUCAUCAACAUUCGAUCACACCUCUCGAGAAGCUCAAAAUCACCUUCAAACUCUUCUUCAAGCUACAUCAACCUUCCUUUCAAAAGGCGUGACAGAGGACGUUUCAACAGGUAUAACACCUAAGAAACGUAAUUGGCAUGUACCUCAAACAUGGGAGCUCACUGAACCUAGAGAAGUGCUCAUAGAGGCAUUUAGAAAAAAGACGCAAUCCGCUCUGACGUCUUCUACAGGUGAAAGCGAGGAGAAAGAAGAUGGUGCAGAGGAGAAAAGUUUGGAAGAAGAAAUCAAGAUUGAUCGAAUAGAUUCGACGGGGUCAUUACAUAGUUUCGGAAAGGUGGAAUUAGCAGUGGAGUUGGUUCAUCCUUUAUCAAAUAGCAUCGGUCUGGGAGCGGUAGGGAGAAAGGGAAAGUUGGGGAUAGGGAAGGAAGACAAGGGGAUGGGGAUGGGGAGAGAGAAAGAGAGAGUUAAUGUGGCUGUUUUAGGUGAACAAGGUGGAAAUAUACCUAGACCCAGAGUGAGAAGAUGA
This is a messenger RNA of Tremella mesenterica DSM 1558, 3519 nucleotides long. RefSeq lists its product as uncharacterized. Lineage: Eukaryota; Fungi; Basidiomycota; Tremellomycetes; Tremellales; Tremellaceae. Bases 1 to 3519 code for a protein of 1172 amino acids. The transcript has 6 exons. Gene Ontology annotation, biological process: microtubule-based movement; mitotic spindle assembly. Gene Ontology annotation, cellular component: nucleus; spindle microtubule. The record is from RefSeq and is a predicted model, not a curated record. Gene Ontology annotation, molecular function: microtubule binding; plus-end-directed microtubule motor activity; ATP binding.